AUGUUCAAAGAAGACCCAACCAAGCCAGAUCCACCUCUUUUAUACUUUACCAAAGAGGACAUGCGCGGGGUGUUGCCGGGUCAUGUUGACGGACUGGUCAUUGCGGGGACCCUAGUGAACUGCCGGGUUAGGAAGAUUUUCGUGGAUGCAGGGAGUUGUGCCGACAUCAUACUCUGGGAUGCUUUUAAAAAGAUGAACCUGGAUAAAGAGGACCUCAAACCUUGCAAAACAACGCUGGUAGCCUUUAAUGGAGAGCAUACGCCUCCUAAAGGCUACAUUGAUCUCAGGUUAACCCUGGGAGUAAAAGAAGCGUUCAGAUCAGAACGGGUUAGGUUCAUAAUGGCCGACUUCCCUUCAGAAUAUAAUAUAAUCCUGGGAAGACCGACCAUACAUCAGUGGGACAUGUUGGUUUCUACAAAACACCAGAAGAUAAGAAUGGUGAGCAAUAAGAAUGAAAUAAUCAUUGUUUGUGGAGAUCAGAAGAAAUCCAGGGGCUGCUACUUUGAUACUAUCAAAGAAAAUGAAGGGGGACGUUCGAGCCCACCCCGAAUUCACUCGGGGGAUAAAACCGGUAGGAAUCUAAUUCCUCAGCAAUCUAAGAAGCCGGUCAACAUGGUUGAACUCGACAUGAGAGAAGAAAUAAUGCCGAGACCCGAACCUGAUGGAGAGCUUGAGGAUCUCACGCUGAGGAAAGAGCCUGGUCAGUUUACCCGCAUUGGUAAGGCCAUAGACCCCCAGAUUAAGCAAAUUUUGGCUGACUUUCUUAAAAGCAACACGGAUGUAUUUGCAUGGAAGUCGUCAGAGAUCCCUGGCAUCGACCCCGCAUUCUGUUGUCACAAAUUGGCAGCUUAUCCAGGGUCCAAGCCAGUUUCUCAGAAGAAAAGAAAACUGGGACCUGAAAGGAAACAAAUUCCACAAGAACACGUUAAAGAACUCUUAGAUGAUGGGUUCAUUCGGGAGAUACAAUACACGACAUGGCUAGCCAAUGUGGUGAUGGUGAAAAAACCAAAUGAGAAAUGGAGAAUCUGUACUGAUUACACAGAUUUAAACAAAGUCUGCCCAAAGGAUGCUUAUCCUAUGCCUAACAUAGAUCAGCUGGUAGAUAACUCGGCUGGAUUUCGUCUGUUGUCUUUCAUGGAUGCCUAUUCGGGAUACAACCAGAUCCCAAUGAUGAUGAAUAAGGUCUUCGAAGAUCAGCUGGGCAAAAAUGUAGAAGUAUACAUAGAUGAUAUGAUUGUGAAGUCAUUUGAUAUGAUGAAUCAUGUUCAGGAUCUUGAGCAAACGUUUCAAAAGCUCAGGAAGUAUCGCAUCCGCCUCAACCCGGUAAAGUGCGCGUUCGGGGUAGCAGCUGGAAAAUUUCUGGGUUUCAUGCUAACCCACAGAGGAAUUGAGGCAAACCCGGAUAAAUGCAAGGCGGUGCUUGACAUGAAAGCACCCCAAAGCAAAAAGGAGGUCCAACAGCUGACCGGACGAUUAGCUGCGCUAACCCGGUUUCUUCCAAAAUCGGCUGAAAAUGCCCUCCCAUUCUUUAAACUUUUAAAGAAAGAAGCAACUGACGGAUGGAACCCGGCAUGUGAAGCCGCGUUUGAAAAGAUAAAGAAAUGUUUAUCAACUCCACCGAUCCUCUCAAAGCCAAACACAGGAGAUGUUUUAAUUCUGUAUUUGGCAGUAGGGGAGGAAGCAAUAAGCGUUGUACUGAUCAAGGAAACUAACGAAGGCCAGGAGCCAAUUUACUUUGUCAGUAGAGCCUUACAAGGUGCAGAGGUCAGGUAUCAAAAGCUAGAGAAGGUGGCUUUUGCUUUACUGGUCACGGCUAGAAGGUUGCGGCCGUAUUUCCAAGGCCAUCAAAUCAUCGUCAGGACUAACCAGCCUAUUCGACAGGUGUUGCACAAACCGGACCUGGCAGGAAGAAUGACUAACUGGGCAAUAGAACUCAGUGAAUAUGACAUAACGUAUGAAAGCCGGAAAGCAAUCAAAGCACAAGCCUUAGCUGACUUCAUAAUGGAAUUGACACCACAGAACUCGGAACACGAGGAACACGGGGAUGCAUGGAAGGUCUACGUAGAUGGAUCUUCCAACAAUAGAGGAAGUGGGGCUGGAAUUAUAUUAGAAAGCCCAGAAGGAGUAACCAUAGAGCAUUCUCUGAACUUGGGAUUCCCAACUUCCAAUAAUCAAGCUGAAUACGAAGCUCUAAUAGCUGGUUUGAUCCAGGCUAAAGAACACGGAGCUAGGAAAGUGCAAAUGUUCAGCGACUCACAGCUGGUAAUCUCGCAGAUAGAAGGAAAGUACCAAGCCAAAGGUCCUUUACUGAUGAAGUACCUGAGUCGAGUUCAGGAAAUUAUGGCCGACUUUGAUGAGGUUCGGGUUGCUCACAUCCCACGAGGGGAGAAUAGCCGAGCUGACAUCUUGUCGAAGUUAGCCAGUACCAAAAAUCUGGGUAAUCACAGAACCGUGGUUCAGCAAAGUAUAACAACGCCGAGUUGCGUGAUGGUAGUAACCUCUGUAAACGACUGGAGGAAACCUCUGGUCGAUUAUCUGGAGAAAGGGAUACUGCCAGAGGAUCGCCUGGAAGCUAGGAAGCUGGUCCGAGAUGCGACACAAUAUGCAAUCGUGAAUGACCAGCUAUUCAGAAAGGGUUUGCAUAACCCCAUGCUAAAAUCCUUGAACUCGGAAGGAUCAGAGUAUGUCCUUGCCGAGAUCCAUGAAGGAAUAAACGGGCAUCACAUGGGUGGCAAAGCCUUGGCCAGAAAGGCCCUCAGAGCUGGUUAUUACUGGCCGACGAUGGGGGCAGAUUCUAAAGAACAUGUCAAGAAAUGUGAUAGCUGUCAGAAGCAUGGCAAGUUAAUCCUUUCACCACCGGAAGAACUGAAAUCCAUCUCGGCCCCUUGGCCCUUCUUCAAAUGGGGAAUGGAUUUGCUAGGACCUUUUAAAGCUGCUGAAGGACAACUCAAGUGGUUGAUCGUGGCUGUGGAUUACUUCACAAAAUUCGGAAUCCCAGCCGAGGUGGUUAUUGAUAACGGAACGCAGUUUGCUGAUAAGAAAUUCCAGCAGCUAAUGAAAGACCUACACAUCACACAUCGUUUCGCAUCUGUGGAACACCCACAAUCGAAUGGGCAAGCCGAAGCGGCCAACAAAGUGAUUGUGGAAGGUCUCAGAAAACGAAUGUUUGCUGCAAAAGAAAGCUGGGUUCACCAGCUAUACUUUGUCUUGUGGGGUUACAAAACUAGCACCCAAACUGCAACUGGAGAAACCCCUUACAGACUAACGUAUGGAUGUGAAGCCUUGAUUCCGGUAGAGAUUGGAGAACCCUCAUGGAGAAGACUGAAUAGUCUUGAACAAGGUGAACAACAGAACAAUAGAAUGCUUAUUGAAGAAUUAGACCUUGUGGAUGAAGUUAGGGUCAUUGCUCACUGCCAGAAUAUGAUGGCCAAACAACAGACUGCAGCAAAGUAUAAUAAGAAAGUGAGACCAAGGAAUUUUGAAAAGAAUGACUUGGUACUCAGGAGAGCAGAUAUUGGCAACAAGAAUGCCAGAGAUGGAAAGCUAGCUGCAAAUUGGGAAGGACCUUACCGAGUUAGAGAAAAACUCGGAAAAUGA
Gastrolobium bilobum is the source of this 3597-nucleotide messenger RNA. RefSeq lists its product as uncharacterized. Gene Ontology annotation, molecular function: nucleic acid binding; RNA-DNA hybrid ribonuclease activity. The coding region runs from base 1 to 3597 and encodes 1198 amino acids. NCBI's taxonomy places the organism in Eukaryota, Viridiplantae, Streptophyta, Magnoliopsida, Fabales, Fabaceae. The transcript is spliced from 3 exons. The record is from RefSeq and is a predicted model, not a curated record. Gene Ontology annotation, biological process: DNA integration.